This is a messenger RNA of Penicillium subrubescens, 1017 nucleotides long. Its product is annotated as SGNH/GDSL hydrolase family protein. The coding region runs from base 1 to 1017 and encodes 338 amino acids. Gene Ontology annotation, molecular function: phosphatidylcholine lysophospholipase A1 activity. Lineage: Eukaryota; Fungi; Ascomycota; Eurotiomycetes; Eurotiales; Aspergillaceae. The transcript has 4 exons. The record is from RefSeq and is a predicted model, not a curated record.
AUGUGGCACUCGACGCCCAUACCUUGGGUUGUCCAUUGUUGUCUGACAUGGCUGGUCUUGCUGGUUACGCUCGCGACCGCCGAGCGUCUGCCUGGUGAUGUGAUUUCCAGGUCAAGGAGCUUGAUUGAAGGAAUUGAGAAGAGCUCGUCCGUGUUGCAGAAACGCGACAAUGGGACUUUUCUGUUGCGGAUUAUGCCGCUGGGCGCGUCGAUUACAUUGGGUUAUGGGUCGACGGAUCACAAUGGGUAUCGAAAGCCGUUGCGGCAGCAGCUUCGGUAUGCGGGGUGGCAGGUGAACAUGAUUGGGAGUUUGAGGAAUGGGACUAUGCAUGAUAAUGAACACGAUGGCCAUUUUGGGUACAGAAUCGACCAAUUGGAAGAUAAAACCCAAAAGACCAUCCUCGAAAAACCAAACCUGAUAUUAAUCAACGCCGGCACAAACGACGCAAUCCAAAACCACCUCAUAACCACCGCCGCCAUGCGCAUGAACACUCUCCUAGACACCCUCUACACCAGCAUCCCAAACACAACAAUAAUCCUCUCAACGCUCCUCCCAAACAAAAAACAACCCGACCGCGUGCUCCAAAUCAGCACUCAAUACCGGGAACUAGUCUCCCUGCGCCGAGCCCAAAACGACCGCAUCGUCCUGGCCGACAUGGGCUCUUUCAUCAAAGAGAGCCAAUUAGUCGAUGGCACGCACCCGGACGAUGAAGGGUAUCGGGAUAUGGCGGCUGUGUGGUGGGCUGCUAUCCAGCAAGCUGUGAAGGAGGGAUUUAUUGAGUAUGCUGCUGGUACGGGGAUGGAUGGGAGGGUUAGUGUGAGUGUGGAGGGGGAGUUAGAUGGGGGGGAUAGUGUUAGUGAUCCUGUUUUGCCGGUUUAUAGUACGGCGGCGGCGGCGGCAGCGCAGACGGGGGUUGUGAAAGCUACGGGUAUGGGGGGUGGGAGGGGGAGAGAUGGGAUGAGAGGGGGAGGGUUGCUGGUUUUUACUGUGGGCAUUGUUCUCUCCGUUUUGGCGUGA